Molecule: messenger RNA, 2692 nt
Organism: Linum trigynum
Lineage: Eukaryota; Viridiplantae; Streptophyta; Magnoliopsida; Malpighiales; Linaceae
Source: the annotation of a GenBank genome assembly
CUCAAAGUCAUACUUCCAACAGUAGUGGCCCUUCAAUCUUGUGGAGUAAACUACCUUAAACGAUGCCCUGUCUGCUGGAGAUAUCGAGAAAGUAUUGAACAUUUAUUCUUCAGAUGCCCCCUAGCCAUCAGAUUGUGGACUUUAUUGGGAUUGAGCAACUUUAUUGAGACCGCCCAGACUGUUAACUUUAGUCUAUGGUGGCAACAUGUCAUGGUCUCCGAGACCUCCCCAUUCCACAUUCUCCAAUGCGUUUGUUUACUUUGGAGAAUCUGGAAGUCUAGAAAUGAAGUGACCUUUGAAUUUAUCCAACCUCAUGUCCGUUCCCUAGCCAGACAGUUCUACAACCAGGUCCUCGAAUUCUCCAGUCUUCUUCCCCCCCCCCCCCUUCCUACCCGCAGCUCUCUUCUCCCAAUCAUUCAUGCCACCACUUGGGUCCCUCCUCCAGAAGGUUUUUUGAAGAUCAAUGUCGACGCAUCUGUCAGUGCCUCCGGGUGUUCGUCUGGGCUUGUUAUCCGUGGGUCAGACGGGCAUGUGUUGUUGGCGUUCGGGUUGCAGCAUCAAGGAAUAGUCAACCCUUAUCUGGCUGAGCUGCUAGCUUUCAGGGAUGCUAUCUCCUUUGUGGCCUCAAAAUCCUUGACCCAUGUGAUAGUCGAAGGUGAUUCCGAAGUGGUCGUCAACCAAGUCAGUCAAGGCGUCUCAAAAGACUCGAUUGGUGGUCCGGUGUUAUGAGACUGUCUUCAGAUCCUUAGCUCUUUGUCCGUUUGUAUAGAGUUUAGGGCGGUACCUAGAUCCGCCAAUAGUGAUGCCCAUAGAGUGGCACGUAAAGCACUGCUUUUGUCUCUUGUAGAGCUAGAAUCUUUUGAUUUCUUGGGGGUGGCUUCUUUAGAGUCUUUUAGGGGUCAUGGGUAGAAUUGUAAGCUUAACUAUUAUUUCUCAUUGAUAUCACUCAGAAAUAAAAAAAAAAUGCUUAUCUGGGAAAGACUCAAGGUUAGUAUUUUCCUAUCCUAAAGAACCCAUGCUUUGAAUCUUAAGUGAUGAUUUGAUCAGAUACAUUUUACGAAAAAAUUUGCUUGGAAUAGAAUUGAUUGUAUCUUUGACUUCUAGUCAAAUGAUCAUUAAAUGCGACUUACACUUUUUUAACAAAGUUUAAACAAGAGAAUUAAAUAUUUUUUUGACAAUUCACGAUAUAAAUCUACGUUAAAUUAUCUCUAUUCUUACAGAGAUCUAGAGAGAGAUUCAGAAAUACAACUAUUACUAAAUUUGAAGAGAAAAAGGUACAGAUAAAGAAGACAUUAGGUUGUCUAGUAUAUGAAUUUCGUGAAGUCUCAUUUUCACCUCCUAUUUAUGGUAACAAUAAGUAAUUGUCUUCAAAAAUCGCUUUGUUUAUGUGGAGUGACGGUUACUUGACACGAUAAAACACAACACCAAACUGCGACCAAGUGUAAUCGCAGUCCGGAAAUGCAGUAAAGUGACAAGCUCUAUUUGUCAACCCGGGGUCUAGAUCUAAUGCCUACUCCGCGAUUAUCUAUUAUCUAGCAAACUAAGUCGAGUGAUUGUGAUUUUAAGCAAAAGUAGUAAGAAAGCAGGAAAUGGUUCAAAGUUCUUUAGCAAGGGAAGAGUCACUCGGGAAUGAGUCCCCCUAGCUCCUUAGUUAGGUCAAGGUUGUAAUUACCCUGGGUUGAUUAACUGUUGAUUAAACUGCGGAAGAUCCGACAGUAGCUUGGAAUCUCUUAAGCUGACCAAGCCCUCUCAGGCAGACUAAACGGCAGGAGACUAAUCUUCAUCGGGAUUGACUACUGAGGCAAUAAGCACAAAAAUCCACUACUGGAAUUGGUUUCCAGUACAAAGCAGUAAAUCGAUUAACUCUCGUAUAACCAAUCUACCACUACCGAUUGAUGAAGUUAUAACAACCUAAUCAGAUUCUAUCUAUCUCAGGUUGCAGCAGAAAUCAAGAAAAGAUGAUCAGACUUCAAUUGACUCAAUGAAUUAUGCAUCAAUAGAUUAAAAUCAAUCAGUAUAUAAAUCCCAAGUCAUUACAAUCAAGAUUCCUAACACAUGGAACUAGGGUUCUUCAUACCCAAGUGAGAGAAGGUUCUACUCCAUAGAGAGAGGAAAACAGUAAUCAGAGUAGUCAUACUCAUAAUGAUGAGGAUAAUCUGCUUUGGGAUGUCGAUCUUCACUCAUGGGGAUGCAAUCUGGGCUUCAAUGGUGAAAAAUCCACUCCAAAUAGCUCCUAGGGUUUGUUCUUCGCACUUUCUCUCUCUAAACCUCUGUUUUUUGCUCAAAAACUCGAUCCCCCUCCAAAAGAUCCGAAAAUGGGUUAGAACCCAUAAUUUCCCGACCACACGGCCGUGUAGAAAUCCCAGCUGCUCGUGUAGAGGUGUAAAACGACGUGUUUCACUUAAGUGGUUUCAUGCACGUCACACGGCCAGAACUUAACGGCCGUGUGAAAUCUCGGCCUGCCCGUGUGACAUCUCUGUGAUUUCCACACAGCCUCAAGGGACCCGAUACACGACCAAUGUGUUUUGCCCGCGCAAAUGAAUUCCACACGGUCGUGUGGUUUUCUCGACUUCUCGCCAAACGUCCAAUCUUCGUCUAAUCGACCCCGAACUCGUUCCCAAAUCUCCAUUCACGUACUCGGACCUGAAAUAUCACCAACAAGAACAACCUUGAAUGAAAUCGGCCUAAGAUA